GGGACGUCUAAAAUAGGAAAAUGGGAACCUUUAAAUGGGACGGAGAGAGUAUAACUUUUCAUAUUUGAAUCCAGGGCGUUGUGAGAGUAAUUAGGACCUCAUUAUCUCAAUACGCUUUCUAACAAAGAAUUAUUUUAUGUCGUACAGGCUGUACACUUGGUUGAUUAGUACUAUAAUACCAGAUACAUGUCUCUUUGUCAAAUAUUAAAUUUAUACCUGGAUUACUUGUACGCAUUUAGGCCAAUAUUCUCAUUGCUUUCAUAUUGCAAUAGAGUAUGGUUCAAUAUCAUCGUGCUCUAUACUCCUUUGAGCAACCGUACAAAUAUAUCAUCACUAUACGUGUAAGACAUAUCUUUCGACUCAGACACACUCUCAUUACCAUUGAGAUUUUAAUUCUGUGGAAUCAUUUGAACUUCAGGGCGUCCCCCAUUAAUGUUGAUUCAUGGACAUAUUUAGUCAGAGAUAAUCUCGUGAGAGGAAUUCAUAUGAUGACGAGUAUCUUGGUUUGUGCCUUAUCUACCCUCUACUACUUGUGGCUUCCCUCUAUUUCUUUAGAGAGUCACGACCUCAACCACAACCCCACUGCUUGUGGUUGCAAUGCUUCUUCCUUUAGCAUUGUGUCUUUUAAUUUGAAUUCAAGCCUUAUAAAUAUAUUUUACAGCUAGUGUAUGUGAUAUGAUCACUUACAUUGCUUAUGGCGAUUCUAAUCCUUUACUUCAAUAUUAUAUUUUGAAGUUUGGAAAUUAUUGUUAAGACAUGGUAGGGAUGUACCAUAAUGAUUCCUAUCAUUCAAUUAGAGAAUUAUCUAUUUUCUCCCCUAAUGACAGGAAAGUCGACUGUCUUAUCAAGGUGACAUUCCGCAAUGCAAUGUACACACUGUAUGGUAAGGCUAAUAGCGGGCUAUUGUUGCGGAUUUGUAUCCAACACAAAAUCAUUUGUCUUAUAAGACCGAUUAUAGUGCGCUAUGGGAGACGCAUUAGGCACGAUAAGUUAACAACCAUAUAUGCAUAAGUAAAACAUCUCAGGCUAAGAUCUAGUCAUCAACUGGUAUACAUAAAAGUGGUUGUCUACUAUCGGUCUAAAAAACAAAUGUGUAAGAGUGCUUUCAAUAUUGCAUAAUCCCAUGAAAAGAUUUAUUAACUAGUGUGUGCAUAAUAAAUAUAAUAUUCACCAUCUACAUUCUUUUAAAUGUGAACUUUAUUGAGAUUUUGAUUUUCACAUUGAUUGCAAGAUGUUUUUCAUUGAUCUCGACAAAUAUGCAAUAAUCAUCAAGUAUUUUUGAUAAGAACUGUGUAGCAGUAACAAGUCAUAUAGACUUGAUUGGUCGGGUGGUGGACCCUUAAAUAAAUAUGUUUUGUUGGAAGUUUUGCAAAUGCAACAUUUUUAUGUAACAGAAAAAUAGAUAGCAUGAGUAACUUUCUACCAAAUCAUAAUUACUUAAAUGACCCGCAUUUUGAUAGAUAAGUUCUCACAUCACAUUGUAUAGAAAAAAAAUGAGAUAUCUUUAUUGUUAUUUCCUUAGCAUAUAUGGACACGUCUCGAUAAGGAAAAUUAAUUUUUAAGUUAGAGAACCAUUGCAUCUAUUAAGCAGACAAAAAUGACCAAAUUGAAUGUGUUGCUGUUGGUCCUUGUUUUCUCCAUCCUAUCAAGAGAUCUGGUUCAAGUAGAAUGCAAGGUCAAUUGUU
Messenger RNA from Cuscuta europaea, 1685 nucleotides. The record is from the annotation of a GenBank genome assembly. Lineage: Eukaryota; Viridiplantae; Streptophyta; Magnoliopsida; Solanales; Convolvulaceae.